Messenger RNA from Periconia digitata, 1517 nucleotides. Lineage: Eukaryota; Fungi; Ascomycota; Dothideomycetes; Pleosporales; Periconiaceae. The record is from the annotation of a GenBank genome assembly.
UUGAUCUAUCGUUUCAACAUCGACCCCUAAUCGCUAUUUCAUCGAUAUCUAACACGAUCAGCACAAUGGGUAUUGCAGAGGAACAAUCCAAGGCAUCAGCCGCCUUGGCCAGCUCCAAAACAACAAGCUCAUCUCGAGACAGUGCCUCUACCGCUCCGGCUCAGCGACAAGCUGGUAAGAUCGACGUCCUGAUCCAGGGCGUCGCACUGUUCUCGGACGGCUACAACAUCCAAAUCAUCGGAUAUAUGAACACAGUGCUAGCCAAGCUUUAUCCAAAGCAAAUGACGACCCAAGUCAAGACGCGACUAUCCAAUUCCAUUCUCAUUGGCGACAUCUUUGGUAUGCUGCUGUUUGGCCUUUGCAUUGAUCGUUUCGGCCGCCGCGUUGGUAUCAUUCUGACAACUUUAUUUCUCGUUUUCGGAAUCAUCCUCGCAACGGCCUCGCACGGCGCGACUGUCGAGGGUAUGUUUUGGAUGAUGGUUACCGGGCGUGGCGUGGCCGGUGUGGGUGCUGGAGGAGAGUACACUGUAUGUACAAGUCAAGCGCUGGAAUGCGCUGACAGCACCCCGGAGAUGCGCAGACGCCGCGGUAUGCUCGUAGCAGUUUCGACAAAUGCAGCCAUCAUAUCUGGUUUCGUCGGCUCCAGCAUUGUAUCUCUCAUCGUCAUCGCAGCAUAUGGUGGCAAGCCUAGCGAUGGCAUCUGGCGCAUCUGCUUCGGUAUCGGCAUUAUCUUACCUCUAGCCAUCUUCUUUUUCCGCAUGCGGUUGAACGACUCAGAACAGUAUCGAAAACACGCUAUACACAGUAAGAUGCCAUACUGGCUCGCCAUCAAAUUCUACUGGCGUCCCUUACUCGGUUGCUGCUCCGCCUGGUUCCUCUACGACUUUGUUGUCUACCCAUUCAACCUAUUAGCGCCCACCCUCGUAUCCGGCUUUUCCAAAGACCAAUCCAUGAUCUCGAGCAUUGGAUGGAGCGCCCUCGUCAACUUCUUCGCGCUCCCUGGCUCCUUCAUCGGCGCUCUUCUGAUGGACCGUAUCGGGCGACGGCAAACUUAUGCGUUGGGUUGGUCUAUAGUGUGUGACUUUGGCUUCGCGAUCGGCGGCUCCAUGAUCCAGCUCAAGAAUAUCUUCCCCCUGUUUGUUGUUUUGUACGCGCUCUUUCAGACGUUCCUCUCUGUUGGUCCUGGUGACUGCAACUUCCUAGUCUCCUCCGAGUCGUUUCCGACGCCCCUUCGUGGUCACUUCUUGGGUUUUGCCGCAGCUAUUGGAAAAGUGGGUGCUGCGAUUGGCACAACGACCUUGAGUGAGGCUUUAGCGUCAUUCGAUAAUCCGACCAAGGGUCAGCAAGCUAUCUUUCUGAUUGGCAGUGCUAUAUCUGUUGUUGGGACUCUCUGUGUGUGGUUUCUCAUCCCAGAUGCUCCUGUUAAUCUUGAGGACGAGGACGUCAGGUUUAGGAAUUACCUCGAAGCUAAUGGGUACGAUACCAAGGAGAUGGGGUUAAGCGCUAGCAAUACGUAA